Molecule: messenger RNA, 1823 nt
Organism: Mangifera indica (mango)
Lineage: Eukaryota; Viridiplantae; Streptophyta; Magnoliopsida; Sapindales; Anacardiaceae
Product: LRR receptor-like serine/threonine-protein kinase RGI5
Exons: 2
Coding region: 41-1657 (538 amino acids)
Biological process (GO): protein phosphorylation
Molecular function (GO): ATP binding; protein binding; protein kinase activity
Source: RefSeq, a predicted model, not a curated record
CAUCCACAAACCAUCUAAGAACUGAAGAAACUCUCCAACAAUGGCUUCCUUUUCUUCAACCUUUCAUCUCUUCCUCAUCCUCACAACUUCAACCUUUCUUUUUUCAAUCCUCUCUGCAACUCUCAUCGAAGACCUCAACACCCUGCACCCGCCUCCAGACUUCAAUUCAACUCUCUUCAGCAACUGUGCCCACAACCCUUCCCACAAGUACUGCAAUUCCUCCCCCAUGGACUUGACUGAAAUCUUCAAGUCCACCAUUGUUGCAUCUUAUCUUUGCAACGAAUCCAAGAACCCGAACUGCAUAGAAUCCUUCCCGAAGAUUGACCUUCGAAAUCGCCCAAAAAUCGUCCCUCUUUACUUGUCCUUCAGCUUCUUCUGGAAGUACUGUCCCAUCAGCAUUGUCUCCAUUGAUCUUGCAAAUAACUCCUUGAAGGGAAAUUUCCCAAAGGAAGUUCUUCUUUGCAAUCAAAUUCAGGCUCUUGACUUGAGUUUCAAUCAACUUUCAGGCGAUUUCCCGGUUGAAAUUUUCACUUCUCUUAUUAAUCUUACCUUUCUGAAUCUUUCAUACAAUCAUUUUUCGGAGAUCAAAGUUUCGGAUAUGGAGUUCUUGAAUCGGUUUAACUCUUCAAGCUUUGUUCAUUCUGGUCUUCUUCCGAAGCACCGGAACUACACCAUUAAAGCUGUUAUUUUGCUGGUUGGUUUUCCUGUCUUUGUUAUUCUGAUGAUUGUUUCAAUGGGGUGGUUGUGUUUUGUGAGGCCAGAUUAUCUUCCAGGAAGGUGCAGAAGAAACCAUAAGUUCACAACAUGGAUGCUCAAGGCGGCAACCGAUGGAUUUUCGAGGAAAAAUCUGGUGAGCAAAGGGGAAACUUUCGCUAUAUAUAGAGGAAUCCUGAGGUAUGGUACUCAGGUGAAGAUUGAAAUCUACAGGAAUGACAUUUCCAGGGAGGUUCUCCGAAAUUUUGUCGAGGAAUGCAAGGUUCUUGUUCAGUUACGACACAAGAACUUGGUUCAAGUUCUGGGUUGGUGUAGCAGCAGAAGAAUGAGGGCGAUUGUAACAGAAUGGACAGAUGGGGAGACCAUAGAGUUGUGGCUAUCAGGAUCGGCAGCUCCUCCAUGGAAGAACAGAUUGAAAGUGUUGAUAGGAGUUGUCGAAGGAAUGCGUUAUAUGCACGAUCAAUGGCCUGAAAUUGGCUAUGAUCUCAGGACAAGCAGUGUUUUGUUAUCUCACAAUUUCAAGCCCCUGAUUUCAAGGUUUACGAUUAAAGAUCAUCAAAUCAGUAGCACCAAAAAAAUUAACAUGUUCGGCUUAUUUCUACUGGAGAUGAUAGUAAACAGGAGCCUCCGGGAAGAAUUUGAGCAAGGUGAAGCAGCAUUUUUUGAAUUCAUCAGAAUGCAUUACCCAGAAAAUUUGCAGAACGUGAUUGAUGGGCGAAUGCGGUUGACAGGAAACAUGGUUGAUCAAGUUAAGCAAGGAAUAGGCCUUGCAUUGAUGUGCACAGAUCAACCCAGUGGAGAACUCCCCGGUUUGAAUCAGAUUUACGGUAUGAUAAUGGGGGUCUACCAGGCAUGCCUAGCCAUAACAUCUGAAGAUCAUAAAGGUCAUAAAAGAUCACACAGUGAUGUGGGGCGAAGAAACAAGCACAAUAAGCUCAGGUGAAGUUUUAUUAUGCACGCAGAAUGUACAGAUAAAAGCUCAUUAUUCAGUAGUAGUUAAGAUAUUUUGCAAUCCCUAAUACGUAGUUAGCCUGCCUGAGUAGUGUAAUAUUUCAGUAGCCAAACUUGUUGCAAUGAACAGGCAAUGAUUUAUAAGAAACAUGCUUCAU